UUCUGCAGUCUGGUCGACAGGGGUCGCGGGUGAAACCACCCUGGUUAUCACGUCGACUCCUGUACGUCACUGCGUCGAGCAGAAAGAGAGAGAGGGGGAGUCCGAUAGAGAGAGAGAGAGGGAGGGAGACAGAGAGAUUUAAAGAUGAGAUUAUAACGGGUUUGGAUUCAUAACCCGAACGACAGUCGAUCAGUGCUGGGCUCUGGGCGGAGAGGUGUAUGAAGAGGACCGGAGCAGAGCGCUGUACCGCGGGCAGGUAGCGGAGGCGGCGGCGGAGGAGGAGGAGGCGCAGGGGGAGCAGCUGGAUCUGGAGAAGGAAAACAACAUGGCCGCUGUGGAGCUCGAGUGGAUCCCCGAGACGCUGUACAACACCGCGAUAUCAGCCGUGGUGGACAACUACAGCCGCUCGCGGAGAGACAUACGCUCCCUGCCAGAGAACAUCCAGUUUGAUGUCUAUUAUAAGCUUUACCAGCAAGGCCGGCUUUGCCAGCUGGGAGGGGAGUUCUGUGAGCUUGAGGUCUUUGCCAAAGUCCUCCGAGCCUCUGACAAAAGACACCUCCUGCAUCACUGUUUUCAAGCCCUGAUGGAUCAUGGUGUAAAGGUGGCUUCAAUCCUGGCUAACUCCUUCAGUCGUAGAUGUUCGUACAUCGCAGAAUCAGAUGCUCAUGUUAAAGAGAAAGCCAUCCAGUUCGGCUUUGUUCUAGGUGGUUUUCUGUCUGACGCCGGCUGGUAUGGGGAUGCGGAGAAAGUCUUCCUCUCCUGUCUCCAGUUGUGUACAUUACAUGAUGAGGUUUUGCACUGGUAUCGUGCAGUAGAGUGCUGUGUGAGGUUGCUUCAUGUGCGUAAUGGCAACUGCAAAUAUCACCUGGGAGAGGAGACCUUUAAACUGGCCCAGUCUUACAUGGACAAGCUGGCCAAACAUGGCCACCAUGCUAAUAAGGCUGCCCUUUAUGGGGAACUGUGCGCUCUACUCUUCGCCAAAAGUCACUAUGAUGAGGCAUACCGGUGGUGUAUAGAGGCCAUGAGAGAGAUCACUGUCGGUUUGCCUGUGAAAGUGGUGGUUGAUGUCUUGAGACAAGCCUCAAAGGCAUGUGUUGUCAAGCGGGAGUUCAGGAAAGCAGAACAACUGAUAAAACAUGCAGUAUUUCUAGCACGGGAACAUUUUGGACAUAAACACCCAAAGUACUCAGACACACUGCUAGAUUAUGGAUUUUAUCUACUUAAUGUGGAUAACAUCUGUCAGUCUGUUGCCAUAUAUCAGACUGCCCUUGAUAUUCGGCAGUCUGUGUUUGGAGGGAAGAAUAUCCAUGUGGCUACGGCGCAUGAGGACCUAGCAUACUCCUCUUAUGUGCACCAGUACAGCUCUGGUAAAUUCGACAAUGCACUAUUUCACGCAGAACGUGCCAUAGACAUCAUAACCCACAUUCUCCCAGAGGACCAUCUGCUGCUGGCCUCCUCCAAGAGGGUGAAAGCACUGAUCCUGGAGGAGAUUGCCAUUGACUGCCAUAAUAAAGAGACAGAAGAGCGCCUUCUGCAGGAGGCCCACGAUCUGCACCUCUCCUCCCUACAGCUGGCCAAAAAAGCCUUCGGCGAGUUCAACGUCCAGACAGCGAAACACUACGGCAACCUAGGCCGCCUCUAUCAAUCCAUGCGCAAGUUCAAGGAGGCUGAGGAAAUGCACAUUAAGGCCAUCCAGAUCAAAGAGCAGCUGCUGGGACAGGAGGACUAUGAAGUAGCUCUCUCUGUGGGGCACUUAGCCUCCCUUUACAACUAUGACAUGAACCAAUACGAUGACGCUGAGCGCCUCUACUUGCGCUCUAUUGCUAUCGGUAAGAAGCUGUUUGGGGAAGGCUACAGUGGACUGGAGUACGACUACAGAGGCCUAAUCAAGCUUUACAACUCUGUGGGCAACUACGAGAAGGUGUUUGAAUACCACAACAUCCUGUCCAACUGGAACCGUUUGCGGGACAGGCAGUUUGCGGUGGCCGACGCACUGGAGGACGUCAAUACCAGCCCCCAGGCCACGGACGAGGUGGUUCAGUCCUUCCUGCUCUCACACAGCCACGCCGCAGGACGCUCUUGUAUGGGCUAAUGACAGAAUCGUGCACUCUUCUUCACUCACUCCUCAUUUACACAUGUACACAUUUUCUCCCACCCUCUCACACACGUUUCGCUUGGAUUUGUUCACAUCUGACUACACAUAGCAGGGAGAGGGGGCCGGCUCCUGAGCUGCAAGAUCACUCAUCUAUGCCCUGUUCACACUCAUGAACCCUGAGGAAAGGACUCCUGUGGGAUAAAAUGAUAAGAAAAAAAAACAGCCUUCUGUCAGCACCAUCAGACUUAAGAAGAUAUGACUAUAUUUAUGUGACUUUCUAAAGAGAGAAAGAGAAAAAUAAGAAAAAAAAACACAGAGGGUAACCUAAUAUAGAUUUGCUUAUUAAAAGGUAAAAUGCCCAUUCUUUUGUUUGGGUUUUUUUUUUUUUUUUUUUUCUUUUUUUAAACAAACCCGAAGCAUUGCUCCACACAUCCACACCACUGGAAUACUCUACCUACCAGUGCUCUGAAACAGCCCUGGAGGACAUAAAGCUUCUCCGCUCCUUUUUAAACAAGACAAGUGAAGGACAAAUACAUGUGCACUUGCAUUUCUGUUCCUAUGAAGGUUGAUGCUUUUCGCUUUUCUUCAUUAAGGAUUACAUGUGUCUGUGUGUGUGUGUGUGUGUGCAUUAUUUUGGCAAGUAUGAAGAGCCCUGUGUUACUUUUUCUUCUGAAACUGGCUUCUUUCUUCUGCCAUGAAGAAAUUGAUGGUUUCUCUGGACCAGUGGAUUACUAAUAUGCGCUAGAUUUGAUUUGUUUUUGUACUCUACAUACAAACAUAUAUACUAGUACAGACAGCUUAAUUUAAAAAUGCCAAUUUUUAUAUGCAAGCUGUGCUAUAACCUUUAGCUGUGUCACUGCAAGUGGAUGAGCCAAAAUGACUUCUAUUAAAACAGCAGGUGAGACUUUGACCUUAAUCAAUUUGAGUGAAUAUAGAGCAGCUUUGAUUCACUGACCAUGGCCCAAAGACACACACACACACACACACACACACACACACACACGUGUACCCACACAUACACUUAAUGAUGAUGGCCAGCUCUAAUUGGUCAUCAUCAUAAUCCAUUCAGAGCUCCAUCCAGCCAUGCACUGCAUUGGUUAAGACCUUUGGCCCUGUACCAACUGUCAGGGGAUCCAUAGAAAACAAAAAGAGCUGAUCGCUGCAUCUGGCUUUGUUGGGAGGCACCACUACAGAGGGACCAAUUGUGUUGAGGGGCGUGCUUCUGUCUGUAUGAGCUCGGCUUACAGCACGUGUGAGUACUGUCAUCGUGGUAGACCUGGUGGUGACCUGGUGGUAGCAGCUUGGUGUACAGUGUAGGGGACGAGUUGAAGUCUAAUAUCUCCAUCUGGAUGAUUCACUGAUUUCUACUCUCUGUGUUUUGAAAUCCACAAAUGUAAAAAAAAUGAAGGCUUCCAGCAAGGCUUUGCAUUAAACAAAUUUACACAAAUUUACACAAAUGUAUGUUACAUCAGAAAAGACAGACAGUAUUCUUAAAGACAGAUUUCCAGAUACACACACAUGCACACAUUCUGUAGGACUGUUGUUGAAUGAUUUCUUUGUCCUAAGCGACAACAAUAGCAUAUAUUGUGAAGUCGAUACUCUCGUACAUACAUGCAUACGUCCAUAUUUUUAAAAUGAAAAAAAGCAUGUGUGCCUGAAUGUGUAUAAAUAAUUUCAAGUGCGGAUGGCUAGGUGUUGUGUGUUUGUAGAUAUAGAACAAUCGGCCGUAACUUUAUCACCACCUGCCAAAUAUUGAAGACCUCCCCCUUGUGCUGCCACAAUAUAUUUGACAAAUUGAGGCACAGAGAUCAUAAGACCUCUGAAGGUGUCCUAUGGUAUCUGCCACCUGAGCCUUAGGUGCCCAUGACCCUGUUACCCUGUGGUUCACAAGGUACUGACCACUGCAUACCAGAAAAUAACCCACAGGACAUGCUCUGAUAUAGCCACAGUUGGAUAUUUAUUGGGUAUAUCCCACCCCAUUGACAGUCGCCACUGCAUAUAAUGAGAACCAAUGUUUUUUUGUUCUUUUUUAACUUUACCAGUGGUGUGUCUUAAUGCUAUGGCUGAUUUGUGUAUAUGUACAUGCUUGGGCAGUGGUUUGCAGUGGUUAGGAAUGUGCUGGUGCCAUCAUCACGCAGUAGUGAGCAACGAGUGCAGCCUCUGGUGGCACUCCAGAGCCCCAGCUCUAGCUAAAGUCCUAGCCUUAGCCUUAAAGGACGCUCAGCUGGUGGCACUGUUACUGUUUUCAGCCUUCCGCAAUAGCUUGCAUUAAACCAACUCCCACCAUCAAAUACCAAACCAGCUCAAAUGCAACACUACCCUCUUCAGCGAUAGACCUGCUACAAUGGGUUCUUUUAACAGUAUCAUAGAAGAACAAUUUUGUAAAAGAGAUGCAACCUAAUUUGACAAAACCAUCUCUUAAUUAUACCAGAUAUGGUUACUUGGUCCAGACUGUGGUUCGCAGCACCUUUCAAACAUGUUAUUUUGGUUAAGACCAAAACUAAAAAGGCAGAAGGUCUGAAAGCACCCUAACAAAUAUGCUCCGUUUAUGCAGCACUCAAAGAAUCCAUUUAUUUAAAUAAGCAUCCUUUUCUCUCCCACUGCGGUCACCAUUCUUUACAGAUGACAUAAAGACCUUGUUUACACCUGGUCACUUAAUAUGACUAGAACCUGGACUUAAGAUUUUAGCCACAUGUGUUUACGAUUAGUCAGACUAAAAUAUAAUUGCUCUGUGGAAUGGAAUAUACAAAUUGACUCAAUGUGCAACAAUUUGACUAAUUACUGGUAGGAGUUUUGUUUUUUGAAUAUGUCUUAAAGAGACUGAUGUGUUUAAAACGUGGCUCAAAUGCAUCUCAGAAACCCUACUAAAGUCCUUUGAGCAUUCAAAUUUUUAUGUUUUAAAUGCACCUUGGUAUAUGGCUUGGCCUUACACAGUUAUAAUCCUAAUACUCGAGGCUCAAGAAGUGAGCAGGUGUAAACAGGGCUGAAGGGAAUCGGGAUUGGGGAGAAGUCUGCCUUGUUCAGAGUGUUAAACAAGCUGUGAUUUCCAAAACUGUGCAAUUCACUUCCAUUUCACUGAUGCUGUUAGUCCUAUCAGAUAUUUGUAACUGACAGAAAUGGAAGUAAAACUCUAGCAUCAAACGUUUUUAGAUGUCAUUUUGAAGUUUUACAAGUUGCAUUUGAGACCUCUCACCUUUUUCUAGCAUUCUGUGGAUGUGGUAGUGCAUAUGCAAGGUUAAGACGAAGAAGAAGAAGAAUAGAAAGUUAAAUAAUGAUUGGUGUAUGGCGUCAGAUUGACACCCUUUUCUUCUAAAGUAGUGAUGCUCCUCGUUCGAGAUUAUGUAGCUCUCAAUGCUCUCUUUUGAAUGUCAAGGGCUCAUUUGUGAACCUCAAGUGGUAUUCCGUGGUGUGGUAAAGUGGUGAACCGUGACGAGCAGUGAUUUUCAGAGAUUUCCAGACUGUUUUGAAACAUCCAAAGGGAUUUAUUUUGUCUCGGUUUAGUGGGGCUAAAACGUAGUUCCCAAAACAAAGGUGCUUCUGUGUCAAUUCUGGUAUAUCUCCGUAUUAUGUUAUUGUUUUAUUUUAUUUUUUUAGAUGACACCUUGUAAUAAUCUUAUUGCAUGUUUGAGUGAUUGAUUACAUGUACAUAGAUACAUAGACGUAGUUGAAAAUGGUCGUGGUCUGCAGAGAGUUUAUACAGUUCAUACAGAGACAACCAUCUGUUACACUAGAAAGAAACUGAAAAAUCCCUGAAGCGGAACAUUUGGAAUUUUGUGCCUCUGAAAAAGACUCUUAAACGCACUGAAUGAGUGAGUGGCUGUUGACCAAGUAGAUUCAGAACAUUGUGGUGGAUGGUGCAGUGUUGAAUGCAGAGUUGAGAGGUUUUUUUUUAUUAUUAAGUAAAAAAAGAAAGAUGCUACGAAUGUAUGGUUACCAAGGUUUGUGGACCGCCUAAAUUUGAUAAGCUAGAAUACUGCUGAGACUAAAUGCUCCUAAAUGGGCAAGUCUACCUUCUAGACUGUAGCGAGGGAGCUAAACAUGAACCCAGUCUAUGCUGGGGAGUGGGGCGACAAACAGACUGCACAGUGCACGUGUUGUAUAUGAAUCUGAAUUGAAUGGGUAUAAAGAUGGCAUACGCUAUUGUGUCCGUGAGAGUGGCCUUGAAUUGAAUUCUAAUUCUACUAAUUGGGUGUCUUCAUGAAAACUUUCAUGAUUUUUCACAAUUUUUUCUUUUCAAAAAGUGUGCACACAGACUGCCGCAUGAAGGUUACAGCCUAAGCAGUGUUGGGGAGAUGCUGCGUUGCUAUGCUAAUAGCUGAGAUGAAUUAAGUUUGUAGAAUUUUAAUGCUGCAGUUUUCAUUCAGCAGCCUGCAUUCAGCUUGAUUUAAGUACAGUUGUAAAGGCUCUGAGUGGCUCAGCAGACCAACACGCUGAUAUUGUGACCCGAAGGUCAAGGGUGAGAGCCUAAGAGAGCAUGAAUGGUCAUGCUUUUACUCCACACGUGAGUAGACUGCGCUCUUUUCUCCCAUAACUUUCAUUGUGAUGCUGGUUGGCACUGGCGUCUGUCUUUUUUUUUUUUUUUUGGCAUUUUCUCACCAAUUUACAUGUAAACUCACUAUUAGGACACCCCCUAUUACUAGUAAUGCCCCAACACCAGGAGGGUAAAGACUAGCACAUGCCUCCUCUGAUACAUGUGAAGUCAGCCACCGUCUCUUUUCAUGUUUAAAGGAAAGCGCAGUGACUCGGUUCCUAUACAUCAGCUCACAGACGCCUUGUGCUGAUCGACAUUGCCCUUUAGAGUGAUGUGGGCAAAGAGCGCCAUCUACUGCCACCCAGAGAGAGCAAGGCCAAUUAUGCUCUCUCGGGGCCCCGGUAGCCGAUGGCAAGCUAUGUGAACAGGAUUCGAACCGAAUACUUUACAUGUAUUGGAGUAGGCAUGUGCUUGUCCUCACCUUCCAUCCUAGUUUCUAAAAGCAUUGUCAGUGCUAAGGAGAGUCAUAGUGAGUGGGUGGGUUAAUAGGCUAAUCUAAAUCAGGAAAAGAAUUGGGUAAAAAUAGCUCCAAAGUACUUUGAAGGCUAUUUGUUUGUACUUUUUAAUACCAUUUACGUUUCUGCCCACGCUGCUUCGCUGUACCAGGUGAAGAGUUGCUGGUAGCGUAUGUAGUGACAUGUCUGGAGUAGUUUCUCCAACACUGAGCCAAAGUGCUAUUUCUUUUUACUUAAGCUUGAUAUAUUUUGCAUUGUGGUGUAAAGCUUGCACAGCUUAAGCCGGAAGGACUGUUUCUUUUGUUUAAAAAAAAAAAGAAAAAGAUAUGUAUCUCAUCGCUAUCCUGCAAAAACCUUGUAUCUCCAUUUUUUGGUGGUGGUUUUAUUUGACUUUUUGAAAUAAUGAUUUGAUUGUGUCAAAUGUCUAUUUACAUAUUGUCAGAAUGUAUAGAGAAAAACUGGGCCAAUACAAAUGUUCUGAAAACACUUGGAAUAUUUUUUUUUUUACGUAGACUUAUAUUAAAAAGUUAAAAAUAUUUAUCCUUCUCCUGUUAAUAAAAAAAAUGGGGAUACAAGGUUUCUUGUAUAACAGUGGUGAUGUGCACACAUACUCAGUGAUGUUUCUUUCAAUUAUUCACAUUGAGAGUUAUGAAUUUGUUUGAAUUCUCAAGUUUUAUUGUCAUUUAUUUUUUUUAACUCCAACAAAGCACACCCUUAACUAAAGUCUGAGAUGGAAUGAAGUGGAAAAAAUACACUUUCUCAUUAACUUCAAAACAAAAAAGGACUGACAAACAGUGACUAUGAAAAAGGUGUCCGUUACCCGUGCCACAGCGAGCCUCUGCUCAGAGACAUUUUCACCUUGGGUUCAAGUCGUCUGAUGUGUGACGUGUGUAACUAAGAUUAUUUCUGACUCUGUAGGGUCUGCUGUACAUUGUACAUCUGUAACCAUCAAAUCAUAUUAAACUCAUUUGUAUCCACAACAAGCUGUUACUUCUAACCAUUGGGGGGCGCUAUAGAACAGAUAAAGGGCAGCGUAUGAUUUCUUUAGUAGUUAAUAGAUAAGAUAAUUUAAUUAUUAAAUAUCUAUAAUAUUACAACUUGUCUUUUGUUUGCAAAUAUAUAUAUAUAAUCGCUUCAUUUUGUACCAAGAGAUGAAGUGAGGGGCAUUGUGUUUAUGAAUGCAUACAUUACAUAUUGGCAAGGAUUUUGUAUAUCGUCUCUGUCCUAUGAAAAACACUUCUCCAUUUUUAUCGAUUUCUAGUUUACUACGUAAUUUGAACAGACAAACUGUGUUAAAAUUUCUUGAUGAACAGACCAAUAGAAACCCUUCAAAAUUAUCUGGAAUAAACUCUUUUUACAUUGA
Messenger RNA from Astyanax mexicanus (Mexican tetra), 8444 nucleotides. It is a transcript of the gene appbp2, whose product is annotated as amyloid beta precursor protein (cytoplasmic tail) binding protein 2. Gene Ontology annotation, biological process: intracellular protein transport. Lineage: Eukaryota; Metazoa; Chordata; Actinopteri; Characiformes; Acestrorhamphidae. The record is from RefSeq and is a predicted model, not a curated record. The transcript has 13 exons. Gene Ontology annotation, molecular function: protein binding. Bases 326 to 2092 code for a protein of 588 amino acids.